AUGGUGCUCGAAGCCACCAUGAUCGUUGUUGACAACAGCGAAGCCAGCAGGAAUGGCGACUAUCUCCCCGACCGAUUCAAAGCACAAUCCGAAGCCGUCAGCCUCAUUUUCAACGCAAAGACAUCCUCAAAUCCCGAAUCCGCUGUCGGUAUCAUGUCCAUGGCCGGCACAGGUCCCAAAGUUCUCACAACACCCACAAACAACUACGGAGCCAUCCUGGCGGGUCUACACGAAACCAAGAUCAAGGGCCAUAUAAGGUUAGGCACGGCAAUCAGUGUGGCGAUGCUGGCCCUCCACCACAGAGCGAACAAGUCUCAACGACAGCGGAUCGUCGUCCUGAUAUGUAGCGAGCUGGACCCAAAGUUCGGAGACAAGAACGACACAGAGAAGGAACUGAUCAAGCUGGCAAAGAAGUGCAAGAAGAACAACGUUUCGGUCGACUUUGUCGCCUUUGGCGACGCCAUUGAGUCAAGUACCAAGUCAAUACUGGAGAAAUUCAUUGAAGCUGUGGGUGGCUCGUCAGGAGAGGGAAAUAACCUCGCCGCCAUCCCUCCUGGGCCGGGUUUGCUGAGCGACAGCCUCAUUACCACGCCUAUAGUCAACAUGGGUGGGGACAUGGGAGCUGGAGGAGCGGGUGGUAUGGAAGGGGUCGAGACUGGUGGCGGCGGAGCCGGUCGAUUUGACGAAUUCGGCAUUGAUGCCGCGGCAGAUCCAGAACUUGCCAUGGCGUUGCGGAUGAGUAUGGAGGAAGAGGAACAUCGGUUGGAGAGGGAGCGGAGAGCACGCGAGGAGGAAGAGAGACGGAACGCGGAUAGGAUGGAGACCAUCACCGAAGAAGGGCAGGGUCAGCAGGCAGCGAACGGUGCGAAUGGAGAAGGCCAGGACAGCACGGCAUCUAAGCAGCCGCGGGUAGAGGAGGACAGACAGGAGUGA
Fonsecaea multimorphosa CBS 102226 is the source of this 933-nucleotide messenger RNA. RefSeq lists its product as uncharacterized. Gene Ontology annotation, cellular component: nucleus; proteasome regulatory particle, base subcomplex; cytosol. Gene Ontology annotation, biological process: proteasome-mediated ubiquitin-dependent protein catabolic process. The transcript has 2 exons. Bases 1 to 933 code for a protein of 310 amino acids. The record is from RefSeq and is a predicted model, not a curated record. Lineage: Eukaryota; Fungi; Ascomycota; Eurotiomycetes; Chaetothyriales; Herpotrichiellaceae. Gene Ontology annotation, molecular function: polyubiquitin modification-dependent protein binding.